GUCUCUUUUUUUAGACCUGUUAUUCAUUCAUAUAAUAAUGGCAUGCAGAAGAAUUCCAGGCCAGAAUUUCUACCGAACCAACUGGAAUGAACGAGCAUUUACAGUGGGCAUUCAUGGUCCAGUUGGCUCAGGGAAAACCUCCAUUAUCCUUGCUGUGUGUAAGAUUCUGAAAGAUCGCAAUAUCUGUGUUGUAACCAAUGAUUUCUACAGCACUGUUGAUGCUGACAUCUUGAUUGAACAAAAUGCUAUCCCAAAAGAGAAAGUUCGUUCUGUCAUAACAGAAAGUUGUCCAUUGGAAGUCACGAAUAAAAAUAUUGAUGUAAAUCUGAAAGAAAUCAAAGACUUGACCAAACUCUUUCAACCUGAAAUAAUUCUGUUAGAAUCUGCUGGGGAUUGUCUUGCAGCACAUUUUAACAGAGAUUUGGUGGAUUAUACCAUUUUAGUCAUCGACAUUGCAGGUGGCAGAAACAUCAUCAAGAAACGAAUAGCAGGUAAUGAUUACUGCGAGUUACUUGUAGUCAAUAAAAUGGAUUUGGAAAAAGCAAUGGAUUUUGAUAUGGAGGACUUCAAAGGUGAUGUCAUAAUGACUCGAAUGGACAGAUCCCUGUUGUUUACUUCUGUGAAAAAUGAUGAAGACAUGAAACAUGUCGCUGAUUGUAUUGCCCGCAAUUGUUCAGAGCAAAAGAACCAAAUACCACCAGAAUGUCCAUAGACUCAGCUUGGAGAGAUUUUCAACAUUUUGGUUAACUUUCAGAUAGCAUUUAAUGAUUUUCAGAAGUCACUACAACAAUAGCAACAAUAACCAGAAUUGUGACAGUGUUUUAUAUUUUACUUUGCCAGGUCCAUGGAGAGAGGUUUUUCAGUUCACUAAAUUGAACCGGUCCAAUAUAAUUAAUAAUUGAUGUUCCAAUUCUUCCUUUACUAGGAUUUGAACAUGGAAACAUGGCCCAUGUAACUAGACAACAUAAACAAUUGUUUAAUACUUCUCCAACCACAACAACUAAUAACGAUUAUACUGAUAAUAAAUAUGAAUAAUAAGGAUAUUCCUAACGAUGAUUAUGAGACUAAUAAUUAUGCUGAUGAUGACAAUGCAAAUUAUGAAUAUGCUAAUGAUAAAUGUAUUACUCAUGAUUAUGUUGACGAUAAUGUUGAAAAAAUUUAAUGAUAAAGUCUUAAGUUUGUUUUGGAAUUCAAUAAAGUUUUAAAAUUGUU
This is a messenger RNA of Octopus bimaculoides (California two-spot octopus), 1212 nucleotides long. RefSeq lists its product as uncharacterized. Gene Ontology annotation, molecular function: GTPase activity; nickel cation binding. NCBI's taxonomy places the organism in Eukaryota, Metazoa, Mollusca, Cephalopoda, Octopoda, Octopodidae. Gene Ontology annotation, biological process: urea catabolic process. The record is from RefSeq and is a predicted model, not a curated record.